This is a messenger RNA of Caenorhabditis elegans, 291 nucleotides long. RefSeq lists its product as uncharacterized. The record is from RefSeq and is marked reviewed. Bases 1 to 291 code for a protein of 96 amino acids. NCBI's taxonomy places the organism in Eukaryota, Metazoa, Nematoda, Chromadorea, Rhabditida, Rhabditidae. The transcript has a single exon.
AUGCCCCCAAAAAAGACAAUGGAACAGCUUGUAAAGGAUGCCGAAGAGAUAUGCCGUAUCCAAACUCUCAUGUAUGAAGAGAGAAUGGCUCGAGUAGCUUUGGAGACUCUAAGUUCAUCAGUCCCAGCACUCAAAAGAGUUCCGUCAACUUCUAAAAUUCCACCGGAAUCCAUAUCUCAAUACAAACGUUGGGCAGCGAUGAAGAUUGACUUUCCAGAAGCACAACCACCAAAAAGCAAAAAAGAUACGGUUUCCAGUUCGGAGCAAUCGUCAAGUGAUGGUGGACACUAG